This is a messenger RNA of Gracilinanus agilis (Agile Gracile Mouse Opossum), 1134 nucleotides long. RefSeq names its product solute carrier family 22 member 11-like. Gene Ontology annotation, molecular function: transmembrane transporter activity. Gene Ontology annotation, biological process: transmembrane transport. Bases 1 to 1134 code for a protein of 377 amino acids. Lineage: Eukaryota; Metazoa; Chordata; Mammalia; Didelphimorphia; Didelphidae. The record is from RefSeq and is a predicted model, not a curated record. The transcript is spliced from 7 exons.
AUGACCUUUGAAGUUCUCCUGUCUGAAGUUGGAGUUAAGGGAAGAUUCCACAUCUUUCAUGUCUUUUUUUUCACUCUCUUUCUAAUGUUUCUAGGUAGCCAUUUUCUCCUAGAGAAUUUCAUUGCCUUUACCCCUGAGCACCGGUGCUGGGUUCACUUGCUUGACAAUACCUCUGCUUUGCUCAAUGUCAGUGAGGACCUUAAUUUUACUUCCCUGCUAAAGGUUUCCACCCCCCUGGACUCCAAUGGGAAACCAGAGAGCUAUCGCCGAUUCUUCUUGCCACAGUGGCAGGCUUUGUUCCCAAAUGCCACAGCACAAAAUUUUAGUCAACUGGAGAUGGAGCCAUGUGUGGUUGGCUGGGUUUAUGACCAAAGCAUUGUCACUUCUUCCAUUUUGACUGAGUGGGACCUCAUGUGUGACUCUCGGACACUGAAGUCCUUGUCCCAGUCAAUAGUUUUCACUGGAAUUUUUGGGGGAUAUAUCACGUGGGGCUAUCUCUCAGAUAGGUUUGGAAGAAAAAAGAUACUGCCUCCAAAUUACCUCAUCUUGGCUACCUUCAGCACUGGGAUGGCUUUUGCUCAGUCAUUCCCCAUUUACUGCAGUUGUCGAUUCCUCUUUGGGUUUUCUGUGGCAGGAAUCUUACUUGCCAAUGGGAUUGUUGUCUUGGAAUGGAUCUCCAGCCAGUGGCGGCCUCUGGCAGUAAUCGUUAUGAAUCUGGGCUCCAAUAUGGGAUAUCUGUCUCUUGGAAUUCUGGCCUAUGGCAUCCAGGAAUGGCGCAACUUCCAGCUGGCAAUGUCUGUUCCCUUCCUUGCCUUCUUCUUAAUCUCUUGGCAACAAUCGGAUCUUCUUUUUAUUGACAGGAACACUUGCAGAGGAUUCAUUUUUACACUAGAAAGGAUUGGGGCAAUACUGGCCCCAUUGGUAAAUAUGCUCAUGAUCUGUAGUCCAGUCCUGCCAAAGAUCAUCUUUGCAACUGCAGCCAUCAUUGCCAGCCUUGUGAUCUUCUUCUUCCUCUUUGAAACAAGGAACCAACCUAUGCCUGACAUCAUUUGGGAUAUGGAAUGUGGACGUUCAAGAAAAGAAGUAAGUCCAAGAAAUCAGGACAACACCAAAGUAAAAAUAAGUCAAUUUUAG